Penicillium malachiteum is the source of this 2154-nucleotide messenger RNA. RefSeq lists its product as uncharacterized. The transcript has 2 exons. The record is from RefSeq and is a predicted model, not a curated record. NCBI's taxonomy places the organism in Eukaryota, Fungi, Ascomycota, Eurotiomycetes, Eurotiales, Aspergillaceae. The coding region runs from base 1 to 2154 and encodes 717 amino acids.
AUGCCUCGACUGUUCAACUGGGCAUGGUUUAUUGCCGCUAUCGCUCCAUCAGUAUCUGCGGAUUUCGUCUCAACCGAUUACGAUGGAUAUAAUGAGGGUGAUUUAGGACAUCGACCACAUCUGGAGUUUCAAUCCAGUACGGAAUUUGCCCCUGUUUUACAAGCCAACAUAUGGAACUAUAGCGCCAUCUCGUCAACUGGUUCACAUAUAUUUUUGAAGCAUGAUGGGAAUGACACGAUCCCGCUUUCAUCGCCACUUAUCCUCGAUUCGAGAGAUUUAUCCGCUAUUUAUAUGAACCGCACAUUUGAGAAUGUAUUCGGUACUCGUAUCCAGGGACACCUGGGAAGAAAAUACCUCACCUUCUGGGAAGGACAGAAAGGCGAUGGUAUUGGAGAUGGAUAUGGAUUGGUAUUCGAUGAUACCUACCGUCUGGUGCAUAAAGUCUCAGCGCAAAAUUUGAGAGUGCAUAGUGAUUUGCAUGAGUUCGCCUUGACAGAAGACGGAACCGCGUUGGUGACUGGAGUUGACAGAAAACUUAUCCACGGAUCUGAAUAUGAUCGUGCGUGGGAUAUUCCACGCUCGCUCAGUAUCUUAGAUGCUGCUUUCCAGGAAAUCGAUUUGGAGACGAAUGAAGUGCUGUUUGAUUGGCGUGCACUGCAACACAUUAAUCCUAUGGAAUCAUUUGAGCCUCGUGCAAGCGGCUGGGAUGCCUAUCAUAUGAACAGCAUUGAAAAGACCAAAGCAGGAAAUUAUCUGAUCUCAAUUCGCCAUACACACUCUAUCCUGCUUAUCGACGGACAAACCGGUGAUAUCAUCUGGACUCUGGGCGGUCGUCAAAAUGACUUUGUCGAGUUACCCGGUCGUAAUGGCACCGAAGAUAUGGAACCAGUGUUAUCUAUGGCAUGGCAGCAUCAUGCACGAUUUGUCCCCGGCACCGACGAGACACAAAUUACUCUAUUCGACAACCACGUCAAGGUCACCACACACGGCGAAUGUGAUUCUGAGUGUUCGCGCGGUAUCCAUUUCGCUAUCAACGACAAGGUUUCUCCACCAACUGUUCAACUCCUCGGCGAAUUCCAGCAUCCAACACGUCUACAGGCUCAAAGUCAAGGAAGUGUUCAAGUUCUCGGCGACGGAACCGGCACCGAAGAUCUCGGCAAUGUAUUUAUUGGGUGGGGUCGCUGUCCCACUUUCACAGAGCACAGCGCUACAGGUGAAACAGUCAUGGAUGUGCAGUUCUCGCCGUGGCACAGUCGAGAUAUCCCCGAUGCGUUGGAUAAUUACCGCGCUUAUAAGAUGGAUUGGGUUGCGACACCGUGGUGGGAUCCCUCGAUUGCGCCGAAGAAUGGAUCAAAUGGUGAGCUGCUUGCCUACGUCAGCUGGAAUGGAGCCACAGAGGUGGCUAAGUGGGUUGUACGAGGUAUUCAGGAGGGCGGAGUGUUGAACAGUGAGGGCACAGUCCUGGCAACUUCGAAACGAACUGGUUUUGAGACGAAGUUAGUGCUUGUGGAGGCUGGUGGAGAGAAGAACUGGCAGUAUGUUUGGGCCGAGGCUCUAGAUUCUCACGACAAUGUUCUUCGUAAGAGCGAGGUUGUGGAAAUCAAGCCCGAAGAAUUGGUGGUUGCGGUCGAUACUUUUGAUGAGUUUGACACCACUUUUGCUCACAUCCUUGCUGCAGCUGAGCAAGAAAGCGCAAUCACAACUACAAUCACAACUACAACCGCAUCAGCAACAGCAACAGCUACCACAUCAACAACCACAACCACAACCACAACUGCAGCAGCAACGGCUACCACAACAGAAAGUGCUCCAGCGACAGCAACUCCUACUCAGAGAUCGAGCCCGGAGGAGAAACAUUCAGGAUUAUCAAAGACUGUCCUUGUUUUAUUGGCAACAGGCCUUGGGGUCGCCGGUAUGGCAUUGAUAGCCGCUGGUGUAUUCUGGUGGUACCGCAGAAGGAACUACAAUCGUCUGGACGCGGGCGACUUUGCUAUGGAGUCCGACAAAUUUGCCCUCGAUUCUGCAGACGAAUACAGUGAUAGCGAUUAUGACGAUGAUGAAGGGCGUCCCGCUGCUGGUUAUGACCGACCAGCAGGUGAUGAUGAAGAAAGUCAAGCACUUGUUCCGAAACAGCAUGCAAAACAGCCCCGGUGA